AUGGCGCCGGAGGCAGAGGCGGAGAGAGUCGGCGGCGGCGUCGUCCUCGUCCUCCUCUUGUUGCUGCUCUGCAACUCCGCUGGUGGGGAGACCGACAGCGGCGGCACCGCCCCCUCUCUCCUCGAUCUCCAGGAGGCCCAGCUCGCCCGGCUGGAGUCUCUGGCGGAGUCCCUCUCCCAGAGCGUCUCCCGUCUCGAAUCCGCCCUCUCCGAGCGGUCCAGGCCGCCGGCCGUCGACGGAGGGACGGCGAUUGGGGGAUCUACGCCGGCGUUCACUGCAGACGGCGGCGAGGAGGGCACGGCGGACGAUGGCGCAUUGGAGCCGCAGAGCGGAGUCACGGUGACCAAGUACAAGCCCUCGUGGCCGGAGAGGUUCCAUUUCGCGGCUGCGGCGCGGCUGCAGUCGGCGGCGACCUGCGCCAUCGUGCUGCCCUACGAAGACUACGAGGGGCUGAGCAAGUACUUCGCGGUGGGUGACGCCCACGGCCGCGCCUACGUCUUCUCGUCCGCCGGCGACGUCCUCCUCGAGCUCCCUAUUCCGCCUUCCGAGGCCCCCGUCACCGCCAUGCUUGCCUACGCCUCCAGCAGGCGGAACGAGAGCCUCCUCUUCAUCGGGCAUGGCGAUGGCUCCAUCGUAGCGCACCGGCUUGGGGAGUCCACCGGCGCAGGCGGCGCCGCCGCCGGCGACGAAUGGGUCACCCUCACCGUCGGCAGCUCCCGGCCGUUCCUCCGCGGCGGGAACCAGGAAGCCCACCCGAUCCUCAGCCUGGGGGUCUACGCCGCCGGCCGGGUCAAGUACGUCGUCGCCUCCGACGGCGGCGGGAGGAUCAGGGUCUUCACAGAGAACGGGACUCUCUACGGGACUGCCGCCGCUUCCAGCCGGCCGCUGGCCUUCGCGAGGCAGCGGCUACUGUUCCUGACGGAGACUGGAGCAGGGUCGCUGGACCUGCGGACGAUGACGGUGAGGGAGACCGACUGCGAGGGCCUCAACGGGACUCGCGCCGCCAGCUACGCCUUCGACGUGUCGGAGAGGUCCAAAGCCUACGGCUUCACCGGCGGGGGGUUACUGGUGCAGGUGGUUCUCCUGGGAGACGCCGCCAGCUUCAAGUGCCGCGUGAGGACGACAAGGAAGGUGGAGAUGGAGGGCCCCGUCGCCAUGCAGAGCAUCAGGGGCUACCUGCUCGCCGUCAACCAUGAGAAAGUCUUCGUUUUUAACGUCUCCUCGCACCACUACGGAAGGACCGGGGCUCCUCGGCCCCUCUUCUCCGCCAGUCUGCAGGAGAUCAAGUCCCUGUUCCUGAGGCCCCGCAGCGGCGGCACCAAUGACCUACCGGCGGCGCCGCCGGGGAAGCCUCUCAUCGCGGGGGACCGCGAGAAACUCCUCAUCCUGGGCUUGGGCGGCGGCUACGUCGGAAUCUACAGGUCCAAUUUCCCGGCCUACAAGUCAGAGAGCAACGCGGUGCUGUGGAGCAGCCCUGUUCUCGUCUUCCUCCUCUUUCUCAUCGGAAUCUGGCACUUCUACGUGAAGAAGAAGGACGUCCUCGGAUGGACGCAGGAGGACUUCAAUCACACCUCUCUCCCCUCCGGAGCAGACAGAGAGAGGGAGAGGGAGAGGGAGAUAAGCUUUGGGGAUGGCUCGGUGGGAGGGGGCGAAAUCAGGGGCGGCCCCGCCAUUCGUCCGAUGUACGUCUCACCCCCUUCCCGAUACGCCGGCGGGUCGGCCGUUCCCUUCCGGCCAGGCCCCGGCGACCCUGGUUUCAGGGGGCCAAGCGAUCUGAAGUACAGGGCGCAGAGGAUGGAACCUCCCGGCUUCCCCAAGAGAAGGGACCCCAUGGCCACCAACACCCAGACCAUCGCCGAGGACCACAUUGACUGA
This is a messenger RNA of Spirodela intermedia, 1875 nucleotides long. NCBI's taxonomy places the organism in Eukaryota, Viridiplantae, Streptophyta, Magnoliopsida, Alismatales, Araceae. The record is from the annotation of a GenBank genome assembly.